AGAAUGAGGUGUUUGAUGCCGCCGAAAUCGGUCAUGUACAAGGACCAAAUGGAUCGGUUGUUGGUUCGGCAUCGUAGAUCCUCUCGAGCUAUGGUAUUCAUCUUGAAUUCGUUGGAUUCACGAGAUCAAGACAUUCUUGCUUCAAAGGCGCGAAUCACUAGCGCGCCCUCCCAAACGGUUGAUCAAGAACUUUACGCUCCCGUGUUUCGUAAUGUAUCCAUGUUCAAGAGGAGCUACGAACUCAUGGAGCGUACUCUCAAAGUAUACGUAUACAAAGAUGGAGAGAAACCGAUCUUUCAUCAACCGAUACUCAAAGGGUUAUACGCCUCCGAGGGAUGGUUUAUGAAACUCAUGGAAGGAAAUAAGCAAUUUGUCGUUAAAGACCCCCGAAAAGCUCACUUGUUUUACAUGCCGUUUAGCGCGCGGAUGUUGGAACACACGCUCUACGUACGUAACUCUCACAACCGCACAAAUUUGCGACAAUAUUUGAAGAAUUACGCAGAAAAAAUCGCUUCCAAAUACCCGUUUUGGAACAGAACCGGUGGAGCGGAUCAUAUUCUUGUUGCUUGCCAUGAUUGGGCUCCGUAUGAGACGAGGCAUCAUAUGGAACACUGCAUCAAAGCACUGUGCAAUGCCGAUGUUACCGCCGGCUUCAAGAUCGGAAGAGACGUCUCCCUGCCCGAAUGCUACGUUCGUUCCGCCCGAAACCCGCUCCGAGAUCUCGGAGGGAAACCAGCUUCUGAAAGGCAUAUCUUCGCCUUCUAUGCCGGUAACAUGCACGGAUAUUUACGUAAAAUCUUGCUCGAAUAUUGGAACAACAAAGACGCGGAUAUGAAAAUCUCGGGCCCCAUGCCACCCGGGGUCGCUAGCAAGAUGAACUACAUCGAACAUAUGAAGAGCAGCAAGUAUUGCAUCUGCCCGAAAGGGUACGAGGUGAACAGCCCUCGGGUGGUGGAAUCGAUCUUUUACGAGUGCGUUCCCGUGAUCAUCUCGGACAAUUUCGUCCCCCCGUUUUUUGAGGUGUUGGAUUGGGAGGCGUUUUCGGUCAUCGUGGCCGAGAAAGAUAUUCCCGAGUUGAAGAAGAUUCUCGCGGCGAUUACCGAUGAAAGGUAUCGAGAACUGCAGAAUGGAGUAAAGAAGGUUCAGAAACAUUUUCUAUGGCAUGUUAAGCCACAAAAGUAUGAUCUGUUUCAUAUGAUUCUGCAUUCAAUUUGGUACAAUAGGGUUUUCCAGAUUAAGCCCAGAUAAGCCAUGCUUUGUGGGGUUGUACUUUGUGCAUUGAUAAGUGUACUGUAAAUAUUGUAUAGAGUAAACGAUGAUUUCCGUUUUUGUAGUUCGUUAAAAAUAGCGAAUUCCG
This is a messenger RNA of Cynara cardunculus var. scolymus (artichoke), 1357 nucleotides long. Its product is annotated as probable glycosyltransferase At5g03795. The transcript has 4 exons. Lineage: Eukaryota; Viridiplantae; Streptophyta; Magnoliopsida; Asterales; Asteraceae. The record is from RefSeq and is a predicted model, not a curated record. Gene Ontology annotation, molecular function: glycosyltransferase activity. The coding region runs from base 4 to 1248 and encodes 414 amino acids.